Molecule: messenger RNA, 1569 nt
Organism: Psylliodes chrysocephalus
Lineage: Eukaryota; Metazoa; Arthropoda; Insecta; Coleoptera; Chrysomelidae
Source: the annotation of a GenBank genome assembly
UUAGCUUUCAGAAUACGUUCGGGAUCGGCUCCGCGAACGAAGCUAUUAUUAGUAAAGUAGAUAAUUUUGACACUUGCAAUUACAAAAAAAAAUUAGAAAAAAUUAUUUUAAGCAGUUUCAAAAUGUUACAUAUUUUAAUUGCGGCGAAACACGGCAACGUAGGAACGUGAUACUGUAGACAGCCGCAUUCGUUUUCCGUCAAAAGUGGCUCACUCUACCGGAAGAAAAGUUUUCUUUAUAAAUGAAAGACGUCAAUUCUUCCAUUUGUAAUUCUACUUUGAGAUGUCUCACAGAAAGUUCAGUGCACCACGUCACGGAUCUAUGGGGUUCUACCCCAAGAAAAGGUCGCAAAGGCAUCGUGAAAGGUAAAGGCUUUCCCUAAGGAUGAUCCCUCGAAACCUGUUCAUUUAACCGCUUUUAUCGGUUAUAAAGCUGGUAUGACCCACGUUGUAAGAGAAGCAGACAGGCCCGGUUCAAAAAUAAAUAAGAAAGAAAUCGUAGAGGCUGUUACCAUUUUGGAAACUCCUCCAAUGGUUGUUGUAGGAGUAGUUGGUUAUAUUGAAACUCCACAUGGUCUUAGGGCUUUGGCCACAGUUUGGGCUGAGCAUUUAUCUGAAGACUGUCGCAGACGCUUCUACAAGAACUGGUACAAGAGCAAAAAGAAGGCCUUCACUAAGGCAUCUAAGAAAUGGACUGAUGAUCUAGGUAAGAAGUCCAUUGAACGCGACUUGAAGAAGAUCAUUAAGUACUGCAAGGUUGUCAGGGUGGUUGCUCACACUCAGAUGAAAUUGUUGAAACAACGUCAAAAGAAAGCCCACAUCAUGGAAAUUCAACUUAACGGUGGAACCGUAGCCGAUAAGGUUGCAUGGGCCAGGGAACAUCUUGAAAAACCAAUCCCUGUUGCCAACGUCUUUGCCCAAGAUGAGAUGAUUGACUGCAUUGGUGUCACCAAGGGUCAUGGAUACAAAGGUGUUACUUCUCGUUGGCACACAAAGAAGUUGCCCCGCAAAACGCACAAGGGUCUUCGUAAAGUUGCUUGUAUUGGAGCGUGGCAUCCUUCUCGUGUAUCGUUCACCGUAGCCCGUGCUGGUCAGAAAGGUUACCAUCACAGAACUGAGAUGAACAAGAAGAUUUACAGAAUCGGAGCCGGAAUCCACACCAAAGAUGGAAAGGUCGUCAAGAACAAUGCUUCCACUGCUUAUGAUCUUAGUGAGAAAACCAUUACUCCAAUGGGAGGUUUCCCUCACUAUGGUGAAGUGAACAAUGACUUCGUCAUGAUCAAGGGAUGUUGUAUAGGACCCAAGAAGCGUGUCAUCACCCUCAGAAAGUCCUUGUUGGUCCACACCAAACGUGUCGCUUUGGAGAAGAUCAAUUUGAAAUUCAUUGAUACCUCGUCUAAAUUUGGACACGGUAGAUUCCAGACCGCCGCCGAUAAGGCCGCCUUCAUGGGUCCGCUCAAGAAGGAUAGAGUUAAGGAAGAAGAUAAGACCGCCGCACCCGCUGCGGCAGCAGUUUCCAGUUAGAUUUGUAUUUUUUAAGAUUUUAUUGAGUUGACAAUAAACUGGAAUU